AUGUACAUCGUCUUCCGAUAUCUCCUCCACAGCACCAAAACUCCUGUCCAAGUAUGGCCCGACCUCCGCGAGGCCCACGACGCAACCUGCAACAAGGGAAUUUCACGGAAAGAAUUAGCAGACAAGUUUCCAAACCUUGACUUUUCAGCUUGUCCAGAGAAGUGGGACUUUCCGCCGCAUACCCCGGAUGAUGCAACGGUACGAGCCGAAAGAGUUCGGCGGCGGUUGAAAGAUGUUGCUAGGACCGGGGGUUAUAAAAAUAUCAUGCUCGUCACGCAUCGAGGCAUUGCUGCGUUUCUAGUGCAGGGCGAUAGAUUCAGUGUUUGCGAACACCGGUCAUAUCGCUUCGCCACGAGUGAAGAAGUCGACAAUGCGAGGCAUGGAGUUAACGUAGAUACCGGCCUUGAGCAAGAUUUUGGUCCGACAGUGCUGAUACCAGCUGAGAAGCCGAAAACUCGCCAAGACAAGUCAAGCUGA
Molecule: messenger RNA, 477 nt
Organism: Fusarium fujikuroi IMI 58289
Lineage: Eukaryota; Fungi; Ascomycota; Sordariomycetes; Hypocreales; Nectriaceae
Exons: 2
Coding region: 1-477 (158 amino acids)
Source: RefSeq, a predicted model, not a curated record